CCGUUUAAAUUCAUCUAGCGGGAAAACGAUAAAAUUAUCAGAGCGUCACAGUUAAGCAAACAUUAAGCGGAGUAAAGAGCCGGAGGGAGAGGGAGAUCAGAAACAGGGAGAGAGGGAAGGAGAGAGGGAGAGAGGGAUUUCAAUGGCGCCCAGGAAACGCGGAGAUGUGCAGGAAGAGCCAGCGAAGCCCAAGUUGUCAACGAGGGUGACUCGGAGCGCGGCCAAGCGAGCGGGCAAUACAAACUUGGCUGACCUCGUGGUUGAUUGGCCGCAGCCCGAGUUGCCGAAGAAGAAGAAAGCAAAGAAGGCUGUCAACAAGGAAGUGCAGGGGGAGGACAAUUUGGAAGUGGCGAAGGCCAAGACCAUAGUGAUUGAGCACUGCAAACAAUGCAAUUCAUUCAAGACAAGGGCUAUUCAGGUUAAAGAAGGUUUGGAGAAAGGUGUUUUUGGUAUCACAGUGGUGAUCAAUCCUGAUAAGCCAAGAAGGGGUUGCUUUGAAAUACGGGAGGAAGGUGGAGAGACAUUCAUCAGUCUUCUGGACAUGAAGCGACCGUUUGCACCAAUGAAGGCUCUGAAUAUGGGUAAAGUCAUCUCUGAUAUUACCGACAAGAUCAAAUGAUGAGCAACUAUUUGCAAGUGGAUUUUGGUGUUUGCAGUUCAGUCAUUUUGUUGUAGUGCUUGAGAUCAACUGCGUGUCAACUCCGUUUUUAAGGUAGAAACUUUAGUACUCAUAUAUGCUGUUUGUUUGGUUUUUGAUUUUUGUCAAUUGCAACACUCUUAAGAUCACGAGGGUAUUUAGGCAUGGAUGGUCAUUCUGGAUACCUAUUGACAGGAUGAGAUGAUGCAUACAGGUGCAUUUAGGUUGAUUUAACAAUGUCAUUGUUGUAAAUGCCCUUUUCUGUUAGCGCUUGAAGGUAGCAAAUUACCUUAA
Juglans microcarpa x Juglans regia is the source of this 931-nucleotide messenger RNA. RefSeq lists its product as uncharacterized. The record is from RefSeq and is a predicted model, not a curated record. The coding region runs from base 143 to 619 and encodes 158 amino acids. The transcript has 4 exons. NCBI's taxonomy places the organism in Eukaryota, Viridiplantae, Streptophyta, Magnoliopsida, Fagales, Juglandaceae. Gene Ontology annotation, cellular component: Golgi apparatus.